Messenger RNA from Camellia sinensis, 495 nucleotides. RefSeq lists its product as uncharacterized. Gene Ontology annotation, molecular function: catalytic activity. The record is from RefSeq and is a predicted model, not a curated record. Lineage: Eukaryota; Viridiplantae; Streptophyta; Magnoliopsida; Ericales; Theaceae.
AUGCGUAAACUCCUUCAAAUCCACAAACCUAGGAUUCUUGUUCUCUUGGAAACGAAAGUCAUAUUCAGUUCCAUGGGAAAUUUCUUUAGUAACAUGGGUUUCUCCGCAGCUACCAUUGUUGACCCAGUGGGACGAUCAGGUGGAAUUUGGUUAAUCUGGGACACUGACCAAGCUAACGUUUGUGCAUCCGCUGUUACUAAUCAGUACAUACAAGCCACGGUUCAUAAAGAGGACUACGAGGAAUGGGCUUUCAACGCGGUGUAUGCCAGCCCUAACCCCUCUCUGAGGGAGGCUCUUUGGGAGGAGCUGGAAGACACAGCGAGGAACUUAAACAAGCCUUGGCUUAUAGCCGGAGAUUUCAAUAACUAUGCUAACCAGAGUGAGAUAAGGAGCUUCUCACACACCCCUAAUCAGAAUAGAACCCUGAGGUUUAUGGAAAGGAUCAAUAAUUGCAAUCUCACUGAUUUAGGAAGUGUUGGUCCCCGUCUCACAUAG